This is a messenger RNA of Amoebophrya sp. A25, 1807 nucleotides long. The record is from the annotation of a GenBank genome assembly. Lineage: Eukaryota; Dinophyceae; Syndiniales; Amoebophryaceae.
CUGAGAGCCCAAAAGGAGUUUUUUCCUAGGAGAGAACCGUGCGUUAUGCAAAAGAUGCAUGAGGGUAAGCGACAGAGAGGGAGAAACAAUAACAAAGUAGCAUUGAUUUUGUUGAUGUAGAAGCCGCUCAAUCACGCCCCCACUUGUCAAUACACGUGAGUUAGACAUUCAUCUUGUUCGUAGCCGUGUAACUAUAACAUUUACACUCAGUUUCUUUCCGUUUUUUUUUUAUGUCAUCAAGUACAAUUGCGAACUCUUCUAUUGUUCAUCUUGCGUACGUACUGCAACCUCUCGUGUUAACGUCGAUGAGUGGGCUUUUAUUCGUGCUAUGUAAUACCGUUUCAUCUCUUAUGUUUUAGGUUUUUUGCCUUGUUCUUCAAAGACAAAGGGAAAGGGGCGUGCUUAUCAGGAAACAAGUAAACAAGGUUGCUUCAUCUUUGUGUAACAAAGGAUGUUGGGACAGGGCCUUCUUCGAAGGACGCGCGCAAUGCGGCUAACGCUGCCGAACGAUAUCCAGUUCGCAAAGGGGAAAGCCUCGAGAAGGGUACGAACUUAGCUCUUCCUCAUCUUCUGUUGAUAGCUUGAAGGUAUCAGAUACGCAUACAAAGUCAAAAAGUUGAAGAAGGCGUGAUGAAUAUAUUUUGACAUGAUUGUUGUCAUGCGGCUUUGGAUUUUCAUUUCAAUGUCAUUGUCACCGUUACACCGAUUUGCAAACCGCUCUUUCGUUUACGUCAAAUUACACCCUUCUAUCUCAUUCUCAUAUCUCUGUAUCUAUAAUAAAUAUUUCCUUCAUAGAUGACAAACAUGAUGGAGGAAGACCGAAUAAAAUUUUACAACUGGAACCUCGCUUGCAUUGGCGUCACGACGGUCCCCAUCGCAUAUUGGUACUUUAUACUUAGCUCGUCCAGCAAUACAAAAUUGAAUAUGCAUUGAUGUGAUUUUUGUAUAUAUUUGUUUUAUCAAGGUCAAGCUCAACAAGGUGAAUAAUUAGAAUUUUCUUAGGCCCAUUUGGAGCUGUUGACAGCACGUAUACUGUUAACUGCAGUGUGGUGCUGUUUACACUUUUAGACAAGAACGGAGGACCACUCGUCUUUUUCUUUUUCUUGGAGAUGAAGAUGAUCAUACUCUUACUCAGGUUGACGGUGAACUACAACUCAAGCCCUGACACGGAUCGGAUUCUUCGCAUUCUUGACCCGGAUGCGCGCGCCAACAUCGGAUACUAUCCAGGUAUUAUGGGGUGAACCGGAAAGCUUGCAGCAGCAGCAGCACAGCCGAAGCAUGAAGAUAAGCCUCUCGUCGCAAACUUUUUUUUCGACAACGCGCAUCAGGAUAUGAUUUUAACAAGGCUACUUGUUAAUACUUACUGGGAAGCAACAUACGAGAAUAACAACCAUGAGCAUGAGCUCCACCAGCAACGUCAAUAUUAAACAACGACUUACAUGAUGCGCCUGCGUUUUACGCAGGUAGCAUAGACUUUAGACAACACCAUUAUUAAGAUCAGAAGCAUUCCCAUUCGCGGUGGCAGCUGUACUACGGAGCAUCAUCCAUGUAGUUAUUCUACAAGAACAUCAGAAACGCUGGCGCGUUCAUCUGAGUAGGCUAGUCGGUGUUCACAGAAAAAAGGUGGAAUUGCACUGUAUGCCAAAAGGAAAAGAAGUCGAAGUGUAACUAUACGCUGUUCCAUUCACUUUAGCAUCUGGAGAAUGCCAGAAGCAGGUAUGGUUGCUAAACCCAAAGACAUUCCUUUUCCCUCUGUACUCUCAAGUGCAGUAACUCUGAAGGUGGCAAACGCAAAGGCUGUUACGUG